GCUUGGAAGCACUGUUCCAAUUCCUUUUCACUUGCCAUAAAUCUGGUUCCUCAGCCUCUGAACCAAGCAAUUGAUCACAGAAAAUCAACCUCCGCCUCCAGCUUCUAAUUUCUUCCUCGAUUCAAGACAAUUCAAGAUGGCACCCACCGUGCUUCACCUCCGCGCCGAGACUAAGUCCCUCGAGCACCGCUCUGCGCUCACCCCGUCUACCACCAAGGCCCUCAUCGAUGCCGGGUACGAAGUCCAUGUCGAGAAGGGCUGUGGUAAGAAGUCCGGCACGACGCGCAUCUUCGACGACGCCGAAUUCGAGGCCGCUGGCGCAAAGAUUGUCGAGGAGGAGUCAUGGGUUGAUGCGCCCGCCGACCACAUCAUCGUCGGCCUGAAGGAGCUGCGCGAGGAGAGCUUCCCGCUCAAGCACGUUCACGUGCAGUUUGCACACUGCUACAAGGGCCAGGAAAGCUGGGACACGGUACUGGCGAGGUUUCCCCGGGGUGGCGGCACGCUUCUGGACCUGGAGUUUCUCGCGGAUCCCACAACGGGGAGGAGGGUAGCUGCUUUUGGAUACCAUGCUGGCUUCGCCGGUGCUGCGCUCGCGCUGGAGAACUGGGCGUGGCAGCUGACGCACCCCGCCUCCGAGGCACUCCCGAGCGUGUCCUCGUAUCCUAACGAGAACGAGUUGAUUGCGGAUGUCAAGAAGGCUCUGGCUGAAGGAGAGAAGAAGGUGGGCCGGCUGCCACGGGUCAUUGUCAUCGGUGCGCUUGGCCGCUGUGGUAAGGGAGCAGUCGACAUGUGUCUGCGUGCGGGCGUGCCAGACGAGAAUAUUGUCAAGUGGGAUAUGGCGGAGACUGCCAAGGGCGGCCCUUUCCAGGAGAUCACCGACAGCGACAUCUUCGUCAACUGCAUCUACCUGGCGUCCAAGAUCCCUCACUUUGUCAACACCGACUCGCUCAAGGCCGCCGGCGCAGACCGCAAGCUCUCCGUCGUGUGCGAUGUCUCUGCCGACACGACCAACCCCUUCAACCCUGUGCCGAUCUACAACAUUGCCACGACGUUCGACAAGCCCACCGUGCCCGUGGAGCUGGAGCAGGGCCCGACGCUGUCCGUCAUCAGCAUCGACCACCUGCCUUCGCUGCUGCCGAGAGAGGCCAGCGAGGCGUUCAGCAACGACCUGCUGCCACACCUGCUGAAGCUCAAGGACUGGCGAACCGACCCCGUCUGGGCGGGUGCUGACAAGCUGUUCAAGGAGAAGGUGGCCACCCUUCCCGCUUCGGCUCUUGAGAAGUAAAGGAGGGCCCUUUUGGCAUACGGUCGGGCGUUUUUGGGUUUGGGAGAUAUCAAAAACAGAAAGGGAAAAAGAGAAAAGUGCGUUUAAAGGGGGACGUCACUCGGACGGCCCUUUCCACUACAUAGAACUCAUCUGCUCUACGUUGACAAG
Cryphonectria parasitica EP155 is the source of this 1435-nucleotide messenger RNA. RefSeq lists its product as uncharacterized. The transcript is spliced from 3 exons. NCBI's taxonomy places the organism in Eukaryota, Fungi, Ascomycota, Sordariomycetes, Diaporthales, Cryphonectriaceae. The coding region runs from base 137 to 1285 and encodes 382 amino acids. Gene Ontology annotation, cellular component: cytoplasm. The record is from RefSeq and is a predicted model, not a curated record. Gene Ontology annotation, molecular function: saccharopine dehydrogenase (NAD+, L-lysine-forming) activity.